AUGCCGGCUGACCCGAGCAUCGUGAAGCCGCCGUUCGUACGCGAGGACCGCAAACACAAGUGUCCGCACACCUGCCCCGAGACAUACGAUCCCGUCUGCAUGCAGAUGAACAGGUUCAAGGGCCCGUUCGCCGUGUACGUGGUGUUCCAGAACCACUGUAUGGGCGACAUGUACUACUGCUACAACUACGAGAAGCUGCGGCUAAUCAGCGACCCAACCGAGCCCAAAGUGGACCCGCCGCCGAUUUCCAACACCAACCUAGUGUACAAGAUGUGCGCCUCCGAGGGGUACAUGGCCCGCUACCAGUUCCUGCUGUCGCUCAACUCGCUGCAGCGGCUGGGGUGGCUGCAGGGCGACCAGCGCGCCUCGCACAUCAUGACGGCGAACGAACGACUCGCACUCGGCACUUAA
Messenger RNA from Pectinophora gossypiella (pink bollworm), 411 nucleotides. RefSeq lists its product as uncharacterized. The coding region runs from base 1 to 411 and encodes 136 amino acids. NCBI's taxonomy places the organism in Eukaryota, Metazoa, Arthropoda, Insecta, Lepidoptera, Gelechiidae. The transcript is spliced from 4 exons. The record is from RefSeq and is a predicted model, not a curated record.